Molecule: messenger RNA, 1524 nt
Organism: Aspergillus ochraceoroseus IBT 24754
Lineage: Eukaryota; Fungi; Ascomycota; Eurotiomycetes; Eurotiales; Aspergillaceae
Product: arrestin (or S-antigen), N-terminal domain protein
Exons: 2
Coding region: 1-1524 (507 amino acids)
Source: RefSeq, a predicted model, not a curated record
AUGACUGCCUCUACUCUCAGUCGGGGCUCACGCUCCUUUGAGGUCUUUGCGCGCCUGGCUCGUCCCAAUAUCACCAUCGAGCUUAAACAUGAGGCAGAGGGCAUCGCCCAUUCCUAUACCACUGGAGACCAGAUCCAAGGCACUGUCAUCGUCACCGCAGAACAUCUUACCAGCUUCGACGAAAUUGAGAUCAAACUCGAGGGCAUACAAUCGGUAACAGUAGAACGGGGGCAAAUCCCAGGCCGUUCAGGGGCGUACCAGACAUUCCUGCGACUUCGCCAGCCCAUGGAGGAGUCAACUUAUCCGAUGCCUCGAGUUUUGGAGCCUGGCCUCACAUACAAGUUCCCAUUCACCUUUGUUGUCCCCCAGCGUCUUCUACCACACGCCUGCAGCCACGACAAAAAGAACGUCCAUCUUGAACAUGCCCACACCCUCCUUCCACCCACUCUAGGAGACCCCCUCCUAGCCAGUGACGGCCGAUCGCUCUUGGAUGACUUGGCGCCUCAUAUGUGCCGGAUCACGUAUCAGGUCAGUGCGGAUGUGAUACAAAAACCGGUCGUGGGGCCCCCGAAGUCUCUGCAACUCGUGAACAAGAAGAUUCGCAUUGUUCCAGCUGUUGAAGAGGAGCCCCCGCUAACAGUGCUGGACACUGAUCCUGUCUAUUGCACUCGCAAGGAAAAGGAUGUGAGGCGCGGCACGAUGAGACCGAAGCUCGGCCGACUGGUCGCAGCUGCAUCGCAGCCAAAACCCGUACAGCUAAACCCUCCCAACGUCGAGCCCUGUGACUCGGUGAGCACAUGCGCCACUAUCCAUCUACGCUUCGACCCCGUGGGCAACGAAACACCGCCCAGUCUCGGAAUUGUCUGGAGCAAGCUGCGCGCCUCGACUUACGCCGCUGCUUCCCCCUGGCAGGACUACCCAAACACGUCCAGUGUCUCCGCCCUGGGACAGAUGGGACAAAUGGUCUACACCGAGUCGGUGCCGCUAUCCACCAUGUGCGUUGAAUCUGCGCAAUGGACAAAGCAUACCAUCGGCGACCUCAUCCGCCGGGACUCGCUCCAAUCGACUUCCUCACGGGAGUCCUUGACAGGUCCUCCUCCGUCGAGCUCCUUCUCGGGUACCGCAUUCUACCUCGCCUCCAUCACAGUCCCCGUGACUCUUCCUAAGAACAAGCUCUUCCUCCCGACUUUCCACUCCUGCCUGAUCUCGCGCAUCUACACCCUAGAGCUCUGCACCUCCUACCAUACCCCCAACAUGAACAUCCUCACCCCAACAGUCUCGUUGAAACUCCCCAUCCAGUUCACAAGUCGCCCCCGCCCUCGAGCGACACUAACCCAGUUGCCCGAGAUCACGCAAGACGAGGUAAACGCCGAGUUUUUCUGUCCUCGAAGCGUCGCCCCGCCCGCUGCUACCUCGCUCCCGGACCCCGCUCCCCCAGCUUACUCGGGCUUCCUUGCACCGCCGCAACGUCGCGCAUUGCCCGCUUCCUCUCAGCCGCCUACUCGGCAAGUACGAUGUCAGUGA